AUGACUAACACAGAAUUAGCACAAAAACACCAGGCACUAACCAAAAGUUUCCUCGGCUACAACACCAUCGACAAGGCAGAGCCAUCUGCCUUGAAGGACUUUGUCGUCAAACACGAAGGUCACACCGUCAUCAAGAAAGUCUUGAUCUCGAACAACGGUAUUGCCGCAGUGAAAGAAAUCAGAUCCGUCAGAAAAUGGGCCUACGAAACCUUUGGCGAUGAGAAAACAAUCCAAUUCGUCGCCAUGGCAACCCCAGAAGAUUUGGAGGCAAACGCCGAAUACAUCAGAAUGGCAGACCAAUAUGUCGAAGUUCCCGGCGGAACCAACAACAACAACUAUGCCAACGUUGACUUGAUUGUCGAAAUCGCAGAAAGAACCAAGGUCGACGCAGUCUGGGCUGGUUGGGGUCAUGCCUCCGAAAACCCAGAUUUGCCGGAAAAAUUGGCAGCCUCUCCUAGAAAAAUCAUCUUUAUCGGUCCUCCAGGUUCAGCAAUGAGAUCCUUGGGUGACAAGAUUUCCUCCACCAUUGUCGCACAACACGCCAAGGUCCCUUGUAUCCCUUGGUCCGGUACUGGUGUCGACAAGGUUGUGGUCGAUAAGACCUCGAACUUGGUUUCCGUUGAUGACGAAACCUACGCUAAAGGUUGCUGCAUCUCUGCAGAAGAUGGUUUAAUCAAGGCAAAAGAAAUAGGUUUCCCAGUUAUGAUUAAAGCCUCUGAAGGUGGUGGUGGUAAAGGUAUCAGAAAAGUCGAUGACGAAAAAGACUUUGCCAGAUUAUACGAACAGGCUGCAAAUGAAAUCCCAGGUUCUCCAAUCUUCAUCAUGAAGUUGGCUGGUGCAGCAAGACAUUUAGAGGUACAAUUGUUGGCCGAUCAAUACGGUACAAACAUUUCCCUUUUUGGUAGAGAUUGUUCCGUUCAAAGAAGACAUCAGAAGAUUAUUGAAGAAGCCCCUGUCACAAUCGCAAAGCCAGAAACUUUCAGAGAAAUGGAAGCCGCAGCAGUUAGAUUGGGAGAGUUGGUCGGUUACGUCUCUGCUGGUACUGUCGAAUACUUGUACUCCUUUGCAGAUGACAAGUUCUACUUUUUGGAAUUGAACCCAAGAUUACAGGUUGAGCAUCCAACCACUGAAAUGGUUUCCGGUGUCAACCUCCCUGCUGCUCAAUUGCAGAUUGCCAUGGGUAUUCCAAUGCACAGAAUCAGCGACAUUAGAUUAUUGUACGGUGUUGAUCCUCACACUUCAACUGAAAUUGACUUCACCUUCAAGAACCCUGAAAGCUUACAAACCCAAAGAAAACCAACUCCAAAGGGUCACUGUACUGCUUGUCGUAUCACCUCUGAAGACCCUAGUGAAGGUUUCAAGCCUUCCGGUGGUACCAUUCAUGAAUUGAAUUUCAGAUCUUCUUCAAACGUCUGGGGUUACUUUUCUGUCGCGAACCAAUCCUCCAUUCAUUCUUUUGCCGACUCUCAAUUCGGUCAUAUCUUUGCGUUCGGUGAAAACAGACAAGCGUCCAGAAAACAUAUGGUUGUUGCUUUGAAAGAAUUGAGUAUUAGAGGUGACUUCAGAACCACUGUAGAAUAUUUGAUCAAACUUUUGGAAACUCCUGAUUUCUCCGAAAAUACAAUCACCACUGGUUGGUUGGAUGAAUUGAUCUCCAAAAAACUAACUGCAGAAAGACCAGAUUCAAACUUAGCUGUCAUCUGUGGUGCAGUCACUAAAGCUUAUCUUCAAGCAGAUGAAUGCAAAAAGGAAUACAUAUGCUCUUUGGAAAAAGGACAAGUUCCUUCAAAGGAAUUAUUGAAAACCAUCUUCACUGUUGAAUUCAUUUACGAAGGCUACAAAUACAAAUUUACUGUCGCAAAGGCCAGUGAAGAAGAUUUCACCUUAUUCAUCAACGGUUCUAGAGUCAUGGCAAAUGUCAAAUCCUUAUCUGAUGGAGGCUUAUUGAUUGCCUUGGGAGGCAAAUCUCAUUCCAUCUAUUGGAAGGAAGAAGUUGCGGCCACUAGAUUAUCAGUUAAUGGUAAGACAUGUCUAUUGGAAAUUGAAAAUGAUCCUACCCAAUUAAGAACUCCUUCUCCAGGUAAAUUGAUUAAGUAUCUGGUUGAAGACGGUGAACACAUUGACGCUGGCCAACCAUUUGCUGAGGUCGAAGUGAUGAAGAUGUGUAUGCCUUUGAUUGCCACCGAAAAUGGUACAGUUCAACUCUUGAAGCAACCUGGUUCCACAGUCAAUGCUGGUGAUAUCUUGGCAAUCCUUUCACUGGAUGAUCCAUCCAAGGUUAAACAUGCACUACCAUUUGAGAAAACUUUACCAGAUUUAGGUAUCCCUAUGAUUGGUGGUGCCAAACCAGCUCAUAGAUUUGAAAGACUAUACAGAAUUUUAACAUCUAUUUUGAAAGGUUUCGAUAAUCAAGUUGUCAUGAAGUCUACUUUGACCAAAUUGAUUAGUGUUCUCAGAGAUCCAGAAUUGCCAUACUCUGAAUGGGGCAACCAAAUUUCUGCUCUUCAUUCAAGAUUGCCAGCCAAGUUAGAUGCUCAAUUAACUGAUUUAGUUAAAAGAACUGAAAAAAGAAAUGCGGAAUUCCCAUCCAAACAAAUCUUAGCCCUUUUUGAAAAAACCAAGAAAGAGGAAGACAUCGAUGCAUUAUUUGAUCAAGUUGUUGAGCCAUUAACCUCUAUUGCAAAACGUUAUGAAGAAGGUUUAUCUGUUCAUGAAUACAACGUUUUUGCGGGAUUACUGGAAGAAUACUUUAGAGUCGAAUCCUUGUUUGCUGGUGAUAAUGUAAGAGAAGAAGAUGUUAUUUUGAAACUAAGAGAUGAAAAUAAAGAUGACCUAGCUGUCGUAGUUCAAACUGUUCUAUCACAUUCCAGAAUUGCAUCUAAAAACAAUUUGAUUAUUGCUAUUCUCGAAAACUACCAAUCUAUCUUGAAGAAUUCCCCAACAGCUGUUGAGGUCUUUAGGAAACCUUUGAAGAAGAUUGUUGAAUUGGACACUAGAGCUACUGCAAAAGCCACUUUGAAGGCUAGAGAAAUUCUCAUCCAGUGCUCAAUGCCUUCUAUUGCUGAAAGAACUGAACAGUUGCAACACAUUUUGAAGACGUCGGUGAUCUCUUCCAAAUUCGGUGAGAUUGGUGUUCCACAACAUACUUUACCUUCUAUGCCUGUUAUUCAAGAUAUCAUUGACUCCAAGUACACUCUGUUUGAUGUUUUAACCCCUUUCUUGUGUUCUUCAGACCAAUGGGUUGCUGCAGCUGCUGCUGAAGUCUACGUUAGAAGAGCUUACAGAGCAUACUCAGUUCAAGGUGUCAAGCACGAGAUUCCAGAGUCUACAAAGGACACAACGAUCUUGAAGUGGAGCUUCCAAUUGCCAAGCUUGUCCACCUCUAGCUUCAACGCUGUUCCAGACUCUUUGAGAAGCGACAACUCCAUGAACAGGGCUGUAUCUGUCUCUGACUUGACCUUCCUGAUAAACAAAAAUGACUCUCAACCAGUCAGAUCUGGUGUUUUGGUUUCUGCACAACAUUUGGAUGAAGCAGAAAGUGCUUUGUCCGCUGGAUUAGAUUCAUUAGCAAAAGAUUUGAAGGAUACAUCUGCUCUUGUCAAUGUCUGUAACAUUGUUAUCGGCUCUACUGACGGUUAUACCGAACAAUCGUCUAUAGUAUCCAAGAUGCAACAAGUUGUAAAUGAUUACAAGACUGAAUUGAACAAUGUUGGCCUUAGAAGAGUUACCUUUGUUGUUGGUGACAGUGAUGGCUCAUAUCCAAAGUACUUCACUUUCAAGACAUCCAAUAUUGGUGAUAUUUACACGGAAGACCAAAUGAUCAGACAUGUUGAACCAGCCUUAGCCUAUCAAUUAGAGUUGGGAAGACUGUCCAACUUCAACAUCAAGUCGAUUCCAACCGAUAAUAGAAAUAUUCACGUCUAUGAAGCAUCUGCUAAGAACUCGGCUGGUAUUGAUAGAAGAUACUUUACUAGAGGUAUUAUCAGAACGGGCUCAAUCAAAAGUGAAAUCACUGCAUCUGAAUAUUUAACCUCCGAAGCCCACAGAUUAGUGUCUGAUAUUUUAGAUCAGCUUGAGAUUCUUGAUACCUCUAACACCGACCUGAACCACAUUUUCAUCAACUUCUCUGCUGUUUUCAAUAUCACCCCUGAAGAUGUUGAAAAUGCAUUUGCAAGUUUCUUAGAAAGAUUUGGUAGAAGGUUAUGGAGAUUGAGAGUUACUGGUGCAGAAAUCAGAAUAAUGUGUACUGAUUCAACGACUGGUAUUCCAUUCCCGUUGAGAGCAGUUAUUAACAACGUCAGUGGUUAUGUUGUCAAGUCUGAACUAUACAUUGAAGAGAAAAAUGCCCAAGGUGAAUGGAUUUUCAAGUCUAUUGGAACACCAGGUUCUAUGCACUUGAGACCAAUCUCUACACCAUAUCCAACCAAAGAGUGGUUACAACCUAAGAGACAAAGAGCUCAUCAAUUAGGUACUACAUACGUUUAUGACUUCCCUGAAUUAUUCAAGCAAGCUUUGCUUUCUUCCUGGAAGGAAUUUGAUGCUGAUGCCAAGAUAACUGACUCAUUUUUCUCAUAUGAAGAAUUGAUCACUGAUGAUUCUGAUGAUGUUACACCAGUCAGCAGAGAACCUGGUGCUAACAAUAUUGGUAUGGUUGCUUUCUUGGUUAGCGCAAAGACUCCUGAAUAUCCAAAGGGUAGACAAUUUGUUAUUGUUGCCAAUGACAUCACUUUCAAGAUUGGUUCAUUUGGUCCAACCGAAGAUGCCUUCUUCAAUAAGGUUACCGAAUAUGCAAGAGAACAUGGAAUUCCAAGAAUUUACUUGUCUGCUAAUUCUGGUGCCAGAAUUGGGAUUGCUGAAGAAUUGCUGCCUUACUAUAAGGUCAACUGGAAUGAUCCUAAUGAUCCAGCUAAGGGCUUCUCCUAUCUAUACUUGAGCUCAGAAGACAUGGCCGAACUGGAAAAGACUGGUAAAGGCUCUUCUGUUGUUACAUCCAAGAUUGUUGAGAAUGGUGAAACCAGAUACGUUAUUGACACUAUUGUCGGUAUGGAAGAUGGUUUAGGUGUUGAAUGUUUGAAGGGUUCUGGUUUGAUUGCCGGUGCUACUUCCAGAGCAUAUAAAGAUAUCUUCACAAUCACAUUGGUCACUUGUAGAUCAGUUGGAAUUGGUGCAUAUUUGGUUAGAUUGGGUGAAAGAGCCAUUCAAGUUGAAGGCCAGCCAAUCAUUUUGACUGGUGCACCUGCUAUAAACAAGUUACUUGGUAGAGAAGUUUACUCUUCCAACUUGCAAUUGGGUGGUACUCAAAUCAUGUACAAAAAUGGUGUUUCUCAUUUGACUGCAGCUGAUGAUUUAGAUGGUGUAGAGAAAAUCAUGAAAUGGUUAUCUUACAUCCCUGCAAAGAGAGGAGCUCCUGUUCCAAUCUUAGAAAGUGAGGACACCUGGGAUAGACCAGUAGACUUCAAGCCAACCAAGAAUGAGCAGUAUGAUGUUAGAUGGAUGAUUGAAGGUAGAGAGACUGAAUCAGGUUUUGAAUACGGUCUGUUUGACAAGGACUCUUUCCAAGAAACUUUAUCAGGAUGGGCCAGAGGUGUUACUAUUGGUAGAGCUAGAUUAGGUGGUAUUCCAAUGGGUGUCAUUGGUGUCGAAACUCGUACUGUUGAAAACAUGUACCCAGCAGAUCCAGCUAACCCAGACUCUAUCGAAUUUUUGGUACAAGAAGCAGGUCAAGUUUGGUAUCCUAACUCUGCUUUCAAGACUGCUCAAGCAAUCAACGACUUCAAUCAUGGUGAGCAGUUGCCACUUAUGAUUCUAGCCAACUGGAGAGGUUUCUCUGGUGGUCAGCGUGAUAUGUACAACGAAGUCCUGAAGUAUGGUUCCUUUAUUGUCGAUGCUUUGGUUGACUUCAAGCAACCAAUCUUCACUUACAUUCCUCCAACUGGUGAACUAAGAGGUGGGUCUUGGGUCGUUGUUGAUCCAACUAUCAAUAAAGAUAUGAUGGAAAUGUAUGCUGAUAUUGAAUCUAGAGCAGGUGUCCUAGAACCAGCUGGUAUGGUUGGUAUCAAAUACAGAGAAAACAAGCUGGUUGAGACCAUGAAUAGAUUGGAUGCCACUUGUCACGAGUUGAAGGCCAAGGCUGAUGCAGCAACAUCCGAAGAAGAAAAGACAGAAUUGUCUAAGGAAUUGAGUACCAGACACGCAAAGCUCUUACCAGUUUACCAACAAAUCUCUGUGCAAUUUGCAGACUUACAUGAUAGAUCUGGGCGUAUGUUAGCCAAGGGUGUCAUAAGAAAAGAAUUAGAAUGGUCUGAAGCUAGAAGAUUCUUUUUCUGGAGAGUUAGAAGAAGAAUGAACGAAGAAUACUUAAUUAAAAGAAUUGCCGACCAAAUUCCAACUUCUACGAGACUUGAAAAGUCUGCUAGAUUGAACUCCUUUUACCCAGCAAGUUUGGACAUUCAAAACGAUAAAGAUGUUGCUUUAUGGAUUGAAGAAAACCACAAGACUUUGGACUCUCAAUUGAAAAAGUUGAAGGGUGAUUCGGUCAAACAGACAUUGGCUAAGUUAUUCAAGAGUGACAUCAAGAAUACCCGCCAGGGAUUAGCUGAAAUAAUGUCUGUUUUGCCAGCCGAUGAAAAGGAACAGAUUCUCAAACUUCUUAAAUAA
Molecule: messenger RNA, 6657 nt
Organism: Pichia membranifaciens NRRL Y-2026
Lineage: Eukaryota; Fungi; Ascomycota; Pichiomycetes; Pichiales; Pichiaceae
Exons: 1
Coding region: 1-6657 (2218 amino acids)
Biological process (GO): fatty acid biosynthetic process
Molecular function (GO): metal ion binding; ATP binding; acetyl-CoA carboxylase activity
Source: RefSeq, a predicted model, not a curated record